Messenger RNA from Xylaria bambusicola, 1311 nucleotides. RefSeq names its product endoplasmic reticulum-golgi intermediate compartment protein-like protein 3. The transcript has 4 exons. Lineage: Eukaryota; Fungi; Ascomycota; Sordariomycetes; Xylariales; Xylariaceae. The coding region runs from base 1 to 1311 and encodes 436 amino acids. Gene Ontology annotation, cellular component: COPII-coated ER to Golgi transport vesicle; Golgi membrane; endoplasmic reticulum membrane. Gene Ontology annotation, biological process: endoplasmic reticulum to Golgi vesicle-mediated transport; retrograde vesicle-mediated transport, Golgi to endoplasmic reticulum. The record is from RefSeq and is a predicted model, not a curated record.
AUGCCUCCAAAGUCGAGGUUCACCAGGCUUGAUGCCUUUACUAAGACGGUCGAAGAUGCAAGGAUACGAACUACUUCUGGUGGCAUUGUCACAAUCAUAUCCGUGAUUGUUGUUCUCUACCUUGCUUGGGGAGAAUGGUCCGACUACAGAAGGAUUGUCAUACAUCCUGAGCUCAUUGUUGACAAGGGACGGGGCGAACGCAUGGAAAUCCAUAUGAACGUUACCUUUCCGAAGCUACCCUGCGAGCUCCUUACCCUCGAUGUUAUGGACGUAUCUGGCGAACAGCAGCAUGGUGUUUUACAUGGCGUGAAAAAAGUGCGAUUGCAGCCCGCCUCGCAAGGUGGACGGGUUAUUGAUAUUACUGCGCUCGCGCUGCACGAUGCGAAUGAGGCAGCUACUCACUUGGAUCCGGAUUAUUGUGGCUCUUGCUACAGUGCCCCGGCCCCGUCCAAUGCAGCUAAACCAGGAUGUUGCAAUACUUGUGACGAAGUACGAGAGGCAUAUGCGCAGGCAUCAUGGGCUUUUGGUCGUGGCGAAGGUGUUGAGCAAUGCCAGCGCGAGCACUAUGCCGAGAAGUUGGACGAGCAGAGACAUGAAGGCUGCCGCAUCGAGGGUGCCAUUCGCGUGAACAAGGUGAUUGGAAACUUUCACUUCGCUCCAGGAAGGAGUUUCAGCAACGGCAACAUGCACGUCCAUGACCUGAAAAAUUACUGGGACAGCCCCGUGAGGCAUUCAUUUGAGCACGAGAUCCACCAGCUCCGAUUCGGACCCCAGCUUCCUGAGGAUGUGACCAAGAAGCAUGCCAAGAGGAGCCUCUGGACGAACCACCACCUGAACCCGCUUGACGAGGUCAAGCAAAUUACCGACGACCCCAACUUUAACUUCAUGUAUUUCCUCAAAGUUGUGCCUACGGCAUACUUACCUCUAAGCUCAUCUAAGUCGGGCACAUCAGACCGAACUGCGGAUGAAAAUGUCUGGUUAGGCAGUCUGGGUAGUGGCUUCGACGGUAGCAUGGAGACGCACCAGUACUCUGUCACCAGCCACAAGCGAAGCUUGAACGGUGGCGAUGAUGCAGCUGAGGGCCACCAGGAGCGCAUGCAUGCCCGAGGUGGUAUCCCAGGCGUGUUCUUUUCUUAUGAUAUCUCGCCAAUGAAGGUGAUCAAUCGGGAGGAGCGAGCCAAGACAUUUUCGGGUUUCCUAGCAGGUCUCUGCGCCGUACUUGGUGGCACGUUGACAGUAGCGGCAGCCGUAGACCGAGGUGUAUACGAAGGGGCGACGAGGAUAAAGAAGCUUCAGUCCAAGAAUCUAUAA